CAAUAAUAGUUUGACAUAGCAAUAGUGAGGGAAGCAUUAAAUAAUAGUGCGUUUUGGAUUAUAUUCUUAUUUCUGAAUUUCAGGAAUGACGAUCCAUCGCCUUUGGAUGUCUUGCGUACUUGUUUUAGUUUUAGAUAUUCGGGUAGACGGAGCCAUGACAUGGAAUGGACCCCCUUCAUCCCGAUCACCUAGAGUAGAUUUAACUCUAUCGGGGCCAUGCUUUAAUUCUGUUACUAGUUUGAAUAUAAACAACGCCGAAGGGACAUUACAAUACAGCUUGGUGAGUCAGAAUCCUGACGGGCAGUUUACUUUGGUCGGGCAUAGAAUAUAUUGUAAUGAGCUUGUCAUUCGAACCAACGGCUACUCGAGUUAUACCCUGACCGUGCGCGUAUCCGAUGGUACAACCACACUUACCGACACGUUUACAGUUACAAUUGUUGGUUUAACAAAGAAAGCCUUCGGCAGUGCUUGUACCGCUGACUCAGAGUGCCAGACAACUUAUGCAAAGUGCCUCAACCAGAAAUGUACCUGUGAGGCUACACGUUUCCGUGACUUACAGACUGACACUUGUCUACCAAAGAAAGCCUUCAACAGUUCUUGUACCGCUGACUCAGAGUGCAAGACGACUGAUGCAAAGUGCCUUAACCAGAUAUGUACCUGUGAGGCUUCACGCUUCCAUGACUCACAGACUGACACUUGCCUACCAACACUGAACAGCGUUAUCAUCUGUGAGUGGCAAAACGCGUCCCUGUCAUGUCCCGCCGGGAAGGUCCUGAACGUGACCUCUGGAGUGUUCGGGCGCACUCGAGGCAAUUGCAUCUGUCCAUCACAUAGUGUCGAGAAUAAGAACUGCACGUCUCCAGGAUCCACUAGCAUCGUACAGGGACUGUGCAACGGCAACAACACGUGUGAGCUCUAUGCGAGAAUUGACAUUUACGGAGAUCCUUGCCCUGGAACAUUCAAAUACCUAGAAGUGGUUCACACGUGUGUGUAAUUAAGCAUAAUUUUCUGAUUGCUAUUAAGAUUGAGUCCAUGCAAUUUAUUUGAAAAAGAAAAUAAAACUAAUAAUGGUAAAGUAUAUUUUAAGAACAAUUUUCAAGUGACGUAUGUUACCGUCACUGUUCAAUUCGAAAUCUUUGUCAAUCACAAUAUGUAGACGCAUUUGUAGUUAUUCCAGUAAUUUGUAACAAUAUAUUUAAAUGCAUGUAACAAUUGUAUCAUAUUCGAAUGUUAACAAAGGGUACAAAAACAGUUCAGAUUAAGCAAGAUUGGUACGAAAAUAAAUAAUAAAAACGUACCUUGA
This is a messenger RNA of Dreissena polymorpha, 1303 nucleotides long. RefSeq names its product L-rhamnose-binding lectin CSL1-like. The record is from RefSeq and is a predicted model, not a curated record. The coding region runs from base 86 to 994 and encodes 302 amino acids. Lineage: Eukaryota; Metazoa; Mollusca; Bivalvia; Myida; Dreissenidae. Gene Ontology annotation, molecular function: carbohydrate binding. The transcript is spliced from 8 exons.